Molecule: messenger RNA, 738 nt
Organism: Eremothecium sinecaudum
Lineage: Eukaryota; Fungi; Ascomycota; Saccharomycetes; Saccharomycetales; Saccharomycetaceae
Gene: SHU2
Product: Shu2p
Exons: 1
Coding region: 1-738 (245 amino acids)
Source: RefSeq, a predicted model, not a curated record
AUGAUUGAGGAAAGCUUAAACUAUUCCAAGUUACUGAGCAGCCUAAUAAAUGAAGAUGGAACACUUAAUGAGGUCGUUACAUCCUUUUUAUAUCAGCUUUUCCCUAGAGACUUAUUUGUCAGGGCCUUCUCUUUACUUGAAUCAACAGAUUUAUUGAUAUACAUUUUAGACACAGAGAAAAAACUCUCUGAAAAGCCUCCUGGUGGCGAAACGCAAGAUACUAAAGACCAUAAGAACGUUGAGAACGACCAGAAAGCAUCGUCUGCCAGCAAUUCCCCCCAUCAUAUCCCGGAAGCAAACAACUUAGACAGUCUUAUUAAUGCAUGUUACGAAAAAGAUAGUACCAAAAUAUUCCGGCUAAUAGUACAGCAAGCAAACCAGGACAUUGCUCCUUUCUACGUUGAUCUAGAAAAGUGGUUUUGUUCCUGUGACGAGUAUGCUGGAUUGCUUUGUGAGAAACUUCGAUCUGAGAAGAGCCUAGCUGAGCAACUAAUAAAUCACAAGGGUAGCAUACCAAGCGAAAAUCAAGAUGAUUUCGCAAAAAUACGCCUGCAGUCGGACUCCGUUAUCGCUAGACAUGACAAGAUCAUGUGCCCUCACCUGCUAGCGUUUGCAAUUCUAUUGCAAACAAGCCAAAGCGUCCUUAGAUAUUUCACGAAAGGACCCACCCCAGGUGUAUUUAUAUUUACAGUUGCUGAAAUCGAUGAUUGGCUUAAACUCCAUCUCAAUGUCGUAUAG